AAUCAGCUGAUUUGUUGGCUGAGGACGGCUUCAAAUACGGCUGGGAGCCAUCUUGAAUCCUUGUUUGACAAGACUCUUUCGUAGUCAGCUAAAGAAAUCGAGUACACUGUACAAAUACCACAAACGGGACGGCUUUGUUUCUGUUAUACAAGGGUUGGGCAGACUUGAAAGGACACAGAGGCCCAGUUAUGCUAACGGGAUGGCUAACUGAGCAGUUUGCCAACGUUUGAAAGCUAACUAAGCCUUCCUGGUGUGUUGAAUUCCUGAUAAAGUUGGAAGAUUAACCCUAUGCUAAGCCCUUAUUUAAUUUCCAUGCUCAGAUGUCUUAGUAGAUUUAAUACGACAUAUUCAUUUCUUGACACUUGAUGCCCCAUUCGUUUUGAUGAGUAAUAAAAUAAAUUGAUUUGUUUAAAAGCCAAGGGCCGCUUUGAGUUUGAGUAGUCUCAGCAGAGUGGACUCACUUUGUUUAGAGACCGUUAAAGAUUUAAUUGGUGUUGGAGUAAAAUAAAAUAAGUUGACAUGAGCACCACCAGGACAGAGAACCCAGUGAUUUUGGGCUUGUCCAACCAGAACGGACAGCUGAGAGGCUCAGGGAAACCUGCAGGAGCUCCAGGCGGAGGUGGAGGGGGUCCUCAACAGCCGCAGUUGAACCAGAUGAUAAAAGGCACAAUUAAUGGCAAUUCCCAGCCAACCCCUCCAACAAAUGCUGUUAUCAAGCCUGGAGAUGACUGGAAGAAGAAUUUGAAAUUGCCCCCAAAGGACACGAGGAUCAAAACUUCGGAUGUGACUGCAACUAAAGGCAAUGAGUUUGAAGAUUAUUGCCUGAAGAGGGAGCUACUUAUGGGAAUCUUUGAGAUGGGCUGGGAAAAGCCAUCUCCAAUUCAGGAGGAAAGUAUUCCCAUUGCACUGUCAGGAAGGGAUAUUUUGGCCAGAGCCAAGAAUGGCACAGGAAAGAGUGGAGCCUACCUCAUUCCCCUUCUUGAACGCAUUGACCUGAAGAGAGAUUUUUUACAAGCUUUAGUCAUAGUGCCCACCAGAGAACUGGCACUGCAAGUAAGCCAAAUAUGUAUCCAGGUCAGUAAACACAUGGGCGGAGUGAAGGUGAUGGCGACCACAGGUGGAACCAACCUCCGCGAUGACAUCAUGAGGCUCGAUGAAACGGUACAUGUGGUUAUUGCUACUCCUGGGAGGAUUUUAGACCUAAUCAAGAAAGGAGUUGCCAAAGUCAGCCAAGUACAGAUGAUUGUUUUGGAUGAAGCAGACAAGCUCCUGUCUCAGGACUUUGUGGUUAUGAUGGAGGAGAUGCUGGGCUUCCUGCCCAAACAGAGGCAGAUUUUACUUUACUCUGCCACCUUCCCUCUCAGUGUGCAGAAGUUUAUGAAUGCACACUUGCAAAAACCUUAUGAGAUCAACCUAAUGGAGGAACUAACACUGAAGGGGGUGACUCAGUAUUAUGCUUAUGUAACAGAAAGGCAAAAGGUCCAUUGCCUCAACACCUUAUUCUCCAGGCUCCAGAUUAACCAGUCUAUAAUCUUCUGUAACUCCUCUCAGAGAGUGGAGCUUCUUGCCAAGAAGAUUUCCCAGCUUGGUUAUUCAUGUUUCUACAUUCAUGCCAAGAUGAGACAGGAACAUCGCAACCGUGUUUUCCAUGACUUUAGAAAUGGGCUGUGCCGAAACCUUGUCUGCACUGAUCUCUUCACGAGAGGGAUUGACAUUCAAGCUGUGAAUGUUGUGAUCAACUUUGAUUUUCCCAAGCUGGGAGAAACGUACCUCCAUCGCAUUGGAAGAUCUGGACGCUUUGGCCACCUUGGCUUGGCCAUCAACCUCAUCACCUACGACGAUCGCUUCAACCUUAAAGCGAUUGAGGAGCAGCUUGGAACAGAGAUCAAGCCCAUCCCCGGCAUCAUUGACAAGAGCUUGUAUGUGGCGGAGUACCACAGUGAGAGUGGUGAAGAAGUCAAGCAGUGAGCCCGUAGAUCAGCCCAAUCUCCACUCCUUCAAACCCUUUUCACCCCCUGCUUGUCUUGGAUUGUUUUCUUUUUUUUUACCCUUGUGUGUACAGUUUUUCUUUCGGACGCCACCUUCAGGAAUGCAUUUUGAGACGGACACUUUUUGGAAGAACUCAUCUGCCUUGUUUAAAGGCUUUGUGCUGCAUUGCAACAUACUGAAGACAUGAGCACGAAGAGGAAAGCACUGGACCAAAUGGAGCGAUAUCGGUGCACAUGGACGACGACUAAUUCAUAUCCAUGACUGACACAAAGCCGGGCCCAGACAGACCCUAAAAGGACACCAUCCAUUCUGCACGUUUUCUUUUCAAACUUUUAACCAAUUUGUAACAAGUGCCUUAACAAGCAGUUCGACAUGUUCUGAAGUAAUAACCCGUCAUUGUCCUCCUCUCUACUCACUCAGCACCACGUAUUCAUGUUCACAUAAUUGAGAAUUUGUUACAGUCAUUGUCUGACCAUAGGGGUAAAUUCAUAACUAGUUUUGGUGGGUCGGGUCGUCCUAUUUGUGAGGAAAGCUGGUCUGAUUUAACUUUUUAUUGCUGUCUGAGUGGAAUUUGAGUCUGGCUGAUAAAUGAGGGCAAACCUGGAUUUUCACUGAGCAGAGACUGGAUUUUUUUUUUUUUUUCUUUCUCCAAGAGACAGCCAGACUGCUCGGUUGCUUGUGAAGAAGCUCGUGCUUCUCUAGAGACCCUGAUCCUUUCCUCUGUCUUCAGCUUCAGAACACUAAAAGUCAAAGAGCAGCCUGAAAACACCGAUUCAUGAGGAUUCCUGUUCCAGUGGCGUUUCUUUGAAGAGAACGUUUAGUUUUUCAUUGUUGUCCUGUUUCACCCUCCUAUGGAUGGCCAUACCUUAUUCUGCAAGACAGGAAGCCAACAUGUGGGGUUCAACUUUCACCUUCUGUACAUACUUUCAUUUUAAAAUUGUUUUAAAGAAAAUUAUAACUGGCUGGCAAACUAGAAAGCUGCCCGCCCCUUCUCUUGUUAGCACUGGAGAUCUUUUCCUCAACUGCCAGUUUCUGUCCUGCAAUAUUGGCCAUGGAGUUUAUUUAUAAUUUUAGAGAAUGUAAAAACAUUUGGUGAUAGUGUUCAUGAAAUGUUUUUGGGGCAAUCAGAAUUUAUUUUAUUUUUUCUAGUACUGCAGUUUGACGGUGCAAUUCUUAAAAUGUGCACUUCGUGUUUAAACGUUGCCCUGAUUCUCUCCUGCUACCAGUGUUGACAAGCACAGGCCCAACAGAUGGCUUCCCUAGACUGUAUUUAGAUUAAUGAUUUUUUUUUUUUUUUUUUGUGCCACCAGCCCAGAUCUGUGAAACGGACUCAAAGACUGAUUUAUCAGAGCGAGCGCUGGUGUUUAAAGAGAAAUAAUAAUCUAUCGCAUAGUCGCUCUUCUCGCUGCAGUGCAGCUUAAUUGGCUGUUGAUUUGUUUUCUGAAGGGAAGCUGUUGGCUGUUACGUUGAUUUAUGCCAUGUCUGAGCUUGGCUACAUAAAUUCCUGUUGGGCAGAAGCUGUUUUGUCCUCCACCCCUUUGUUUUAUUUUUAUUUUUUUAAAGCCAAAUGCAUCAAAUGAACCAUCUGGCUUAAAAUGUAGCAGGAAUUUAAUCAAAAUCACCUCAGCAGGUUGAGUUGCACUUAAAACACACAGAGGGUUGGUUGUAACCAUCUGCUCUGACCUGGACUGCUUUAUUUACAUCUAUGAUGAGAGAAAUGUAUCGUAGUGCAGAACUGCUGAAUAAUUGGCCUAAAAAAAAGAAGUGGGACUGCUUGUUGGAAAUCGUCCUGGGCAGCUCGGCCUGCUGAGUCCAGGCCCUCUGUUCUCUGCCCGUUGUUGCUUUACGUUCUGGGAUUUUGGGGUUAGGUUUGACAUUACUUUAAGGUUUGCUGAACUUUGUGUUCAGCUGGAACCUUUUAGGUCCCCUUUAUUUCUGGUGAGAUGCUCUCAACGGUUCCAAUCAAUGAGAAUCAUUCCUCCAUUCAAAGCUCAAUUAAGAUUUCUCAUGUUUCUCAUUGGUUUUGAGCUCUGAUCCCUGUUCCCGCGGUUCUGGCGUCCCAGAAAUUGUCGCACGUUUGCUUUAUUUGGCUGAUUUUGGGGGGGGGGUGGGAGGGAUCUUAUUUUAUUAUUUUUGUACAAGAACUAAAAAUCCAAAACAACCCAAGCACUGCCGAGCGAACAGGGAUCACGUUGUUCAGACACGUGGCAGCUGUCUGUUUGUUGGCGGUAUUCUGGCAGUAAUUGCACCAGCCUGUGGUUCCAAAACUAACGUGUUUCAGUGUGGUUGUUGGUUGAAAAGCAGCCUUACUGCCAGAGGCCGUCACAUGUUCAACCAUAAAGACUGAGACAAGAGCAUCUUACCGUGGAUUGGGUGACUAAUUGAGUAAAUUUUGCAUCCAUAUUGUCUCAGUCUUUAAGGUCUCCUUUAAAAGAAAUGUGGGGUGGGUAAUUUGGCGCCUUUGCUGCCCUGAUGCAUUUGUUAGUUGUUUUUGUAGCUGGAAAAAAAAAUGACAACACAGCUUUGUGUAAAUCGCGGCCAACGUCUCACUUGGCUGACGAGAAAACACGAGUCCUUUUAAGGAUGUCCUUCCCGACAACAAAUGCAUCAGUGAAAAUGUGGGAGGGGCAAGUGGGCACUUAAAGAAAAAUGUCAAUAUUAUGGGGAAUAAAUCCAAAGUUUAGGUAAAGGGCAUAAAAAUAUUUGAUUGAGUUGCCCCUUUAAUUUGUUUUCUCAUGGAGUGUUCAAAUGGAGUAUACCUCAACUUCAAGUCUCCAAAUUUAAGUAAAUUUAAAGCCUGUGUUCCUUUUUUUUUCUUUUAAAUUUGAUGAAGUAAUUGGCCGUUUUCAGUGAGGCAAAUUUUACAAGUUUAGAAGUCAUUGACAUUAUUGGAUAUUGAAUUAAAAGUUUUGUUUGGGGAAAAAUAAAUCUCACUGAAAUUUAA
Messenger RNA from Girardinichthys multiradiatus, 4933 nucleotides. It is a transcript of the gene ddx6, whose product is annotated as DEAD (Asp-Glu-Ala-Asp) box helicase 6. Gene Ontology annotation, cellular component: P-body; cytoplasmic stress granule. Gene Ontology annotation, molecular function: RNA helicase activity; mRNA binding; ATP binding. Lineage: Eukaryota; Metazoa; Chordata; Actinopteri; Cyprinodontiformes; Goodeidae. The record is from RefSeq and is a predicted model, not a curated record. Bases 520 to 1968 code for a protein of 482 amino acids. The transcript is spliced from 14 exons. Gene Ontology annotation, biological process: cytoplasmic stress granule assembly; P-body assembly.